AAGACAAUGCAAAACCCUACAAAUCGCUCUCGGGUCUGCCUGGAGAACCAAAUCAGCUUUUCAGUUUCAGUUUAUUGCUCUGCGAUUUAUGAGAUAUUUCCAGACUCCGAUCUAAUUUCAGCAAAUUGUCGAUCGCUUUCACCGGGUUUAUGGACACAGCUAAAUUUUAAGUGCAAAGAUGGAUGAUAUUGUGGCGGUAGAUGAGUUGAAACCGGAAGAUGGUAGACCAAAGGUGGACCAGGUUAGGAUCAAUGCUCUGGCCGCGGAUCUGGCGGCGGCUAUAAAUGGUGCAUAUAUGAAGAAAGGGGGAGGGGAAUCGCAGGCCAAGGAGCCUGGUCAAAAGCUGGCCAUAGAACCCUCGCUCUCGAGCCAAAAUCUGAUUAUUGGCGAAAAUGUUGAUAAUAAUAUUGCCAAGGAGAGUUUUAAUUCGGAAAAAAUGAGUUCCGAAAAAUCGUUGUCCUUGGAGCUGGAACCCUUGAAUGUAGCCUUCAGUAUUCUGCCCAAGCCAAGUCCUAGCAGUGACAAUCUCAACUGCAGGCAACCCCCAAAGGAGCCUCUGGAUGGCCAGCUUCUGCGUAUCCUGCAUGAUCCCGAAUCCUGUUCCUUUAAGGUCUACGUGGGCAAGUACAAGUUCCGCUGUCAUCUGCAUGUGCUGCAGGCCCACUCUAAGUACUUCCGGGACUACGAGGAUGUGGGAACUCUAAGAGCCCACCUGCCCACUGACAUGGUGACCCCGACGGCCUUCCAUGUGAUCUACAACUGGAUGCUGGACAUCACCAAGAGGCCGAAGGGCGGCUACUCCCUGGUGGAAAUAUACAGUGCAGCCACGUUCUUGAAAAUCGACGAGUUGCUGGAGUUUACCUUCACGUGCUUUAAUGAGAGCUCUGUGUCUGGAAGCCUGGCUUUUGGACUGUUUCUGGAGGCCCAGAAGUUCGAGAUUCGCAUGUUCCAGUUCCUGAUGCUGUCCCGCAUCGAGGAGUUCUUCCUGCCCCUGGUGGCCUCCAAGGAGUUUGUGCAACUGGACUUUUACUGGGUGCGGGAGCUGCUCAGCACUCACAACGUGGGCGUGAACAGUGAAAUCGAGAUCUUUAUGACCGCCGUUCGCUGGCUCAGCUAUGACUGGAGCGCUCGGAAGGACCUGAUGGAGCAGAUGAUGGACUGUGUGCGCUUCUGCCUGCUGCCUCCGCUCUUCCUCAGGUUUCUGCAGGGAGAACAGAAGACCCUGGUGCUGGACAGCAUUUGCCAGAGUCCCAAAAUCAGGGAAAAAGUCAACAAGGCCUUUGUAUACACCUCCUCCGAGCUCUGCGAGCUGACGCAGCGCAUCUUCAGCCUGGUCAAGGAGUUCGAGCCGCCGGAGCAGCGCAAGUGGAUCUUCGACAAGCGGUGCUCGUACCACCGCAAGCCGGGCGGCAACCAGGGGCAGUUCUUCACCUACCAGCAGUUCCUCAACUACCUGGAGUCGCUGCACGAAUCGCUGCCCGAUCUCGGCUCCUAGGUCAUCGGGGUCUUAGCCAAGUCCAACUCCACAUCCCCCUGCAAACCCAAAAACGCAAUGUGAAAGCCAGAAGGAAGUGUGCCGCAAUGUUCGGCCAGUCGCCGUUUUCAAUGAGGCACCUCUGAAAGCCAACUUUUGUUUGCCAUGCGAUUAUAAUGCCUGCUUUUGGCUCCGGCUUUUGGCCCACAGAGUCAACCGACAUUUGGCAACCAGAAAGACAACAGGCCGCUUAGCGAGUUUACUUAACAAUGGCAAGCGGCGCUGGCGGAUUAAAGUGGAGUGUCUUUAUAACUAAUUAGGUAAUAGUAGGGGGUUUGGGGACUUCGCGGUAACCAAUUCAUCAUAGUCAUGCUAUUUCGGUUACUUUCAAUCUCAGCGCCGUCUGCGGAAUUUGUAUCCUUUUUUAAUAAAUUUGUAAGUGGUUUUUCGUAAUAAAAAAUAAUACUUUGGAUGAAAUGUAA
Drosophila biarmipes is the source of this 1956-nucleotide messenger RNA. RefSeq names its product actin-binding protein IPP. The transcript has 5 exons. The record is from RefSeq and is a predicted model, not a curated record. Lineage: Eukaryota; Metazoa; Arthropoda; Insecta; Diptera; Drosophilidae. The coding region runs from base 179 to 1495 and encodes 438 amino acids. Gene Ontology annotation, molecular function: protein binding.